Messenger RNA from Closterium sp. NIES-65, 10356 nucleotides. NCBI's taxonomy places the organism in Eukaryota, Viridiplantae, Streptophyta, Zygnematophyceae, Desmidiales, Closteriaceae. The record is from the annotation of a GenBank genome assembly.
AUGACGCGACGCUUGAGUCUCCUGCUCGCUGCACUGGCUGCUCUCAUGCUCUCAGGCAUGCUCUCAGAUCUGCUCUCAUCCUCUCAGGUGUGCGCUUUCGCCUCUGCGCCCAUGGCUGCUGCUGUUCGUCUGCCAGAUGCGAGCAAGGCAGCCGACCGUAACCUGUUCCACUCCUCACUCCGUUUCCUCUCCUCGCCCCGUUUUCCUGUCAUCUUCCGCGUUUCCUCUCCUCGCCCCGUUGUGCUCUCCUCGCCCCGUUUUCCUCUCCUCUCCCCGUUUUCCUCUCCUCGCCCCGUUUUCCUCUCCUCGCCCCGUUUUCCUCUCCUCGCCCCGUUUUCCUCUCCUCUCUGCCUCUCCUCUCCCUCGCUGGUCCCUGCGAAUAACACGUGGAACAGAUUCGUGUGUGCAGAGGAAGUGUGGCGCCAAUUCGAUCUCAAUGGCAAGUGCAUCAAGGACAGUGCUGGAGUAGCGUCCUGUGUGUGCGAUACUGGCUUUGUGCUGCAGACUGAUGGCAUCACAUGCACCGGUAUUUGCCAUGCCUUGUCCCAUGUUGCCAUUGCCAUGCUCCUUGUGCUAUGCCCUGUGCUUUGCCCUGUGCUGUGUCUUGUGCUAUGCUGGCUAUGUCAUGUGCAACAGCAUGGAAUCUCAAUUGCCCUGACCCCUUUCCCCCUUCGCUCAGACACGUGCGUGCUCAAGGCGUGUGGAGGCAACACCGCGUGCUUCAAGGACAGUACUGGAGUGGCUUCCUGCAUUUGUCGCACUGGCUUUGUGCUGCAGGCUGACAACAGGACGUGCACUGACACAUGCAUGCUCAAGGCCUGUGGUGUGAACGGCCGGUGCGUCAAGGACACUGCUGGAGCGGCGUCCUGUGUGUGUGACACUGGCUUUGUGCUGCAGGUGGAUGGCACGACGUGCACUGAUACCUGUGUCAUCAAGGGCUGCAACGAUGUGGUUACCGAUUGUGUGAAGGACGCUGCAGGCGCCGCCUCCUGUGUCUGCAAGACGGGCUACCAGAACGUAUCGGGCACGUGCAUGGGACCUGCCUCGUGCGGGGCGUGCCCCCCAGGAGCUAGCUGCACUCUCGUUCCGUACAGCAAAGCCGCCUACUGCCUCUGCCCUCCAGGCUAUGGCAUGAACGCUGCCGGUUGCGUUCAAGGUGGGUGGCAUUACCGCCCCUCUCCCCUUAUCCCCCACCACGCCCCCAAGCAGGCCUUUCUCCCCCCAGCCUCCCGUCUCCCUGCCCUUAGUACCGCCGCGCUCUGCCCGUGCGUCACCCUUGCCCACUUCAUACCACCUCCCCCUUCUCCCCCCCCCCCGGCUUCUCCCUAUCAUCACCCGCAUGUUCCCCCACUCCCCUGUCCACAACGUCCCUCCACCCCCCUUCCUGCUUUCCCCACUCCCACUCUGCCCCCCACACCUCUACGAGCCGUACUUCCCCCUCCAGCCUCCCUUUCCCCCCCCAGCUACUUCCGCAUCCAGCCCACCUACCCCAGCCUCCCUCUACCUCUCCCUAACUCCACACCGCCGUUCCUACCCCCAGCCAAGGUCUACACCCCUUGCUUUUGCUCCCUGGGCUGUGCCGUCCCCAACCUCCCUCCGCCUUUCCGCGGCACCAGACCGCCUCUCCCUCCCCCAGCCAACUUUUGCACCCCCUGUUCCUGCCCCUUGUGCCCUCCAACACCCUACCUCAACCCCCCCCAGUCUCCCCCUUCUCCAACACCCUCCAUAUUUCCUCCCCCCUGGGGCUCGCCCAUCCGCAGCUAUCACCCUUCAUCGAUUCCCCAAUUCCCUCUGUCCCCUGUUUCCCGGCCCCGCAUCCUAUCCUGCAUUUACCACAGCACCUCCUUUCGGUGCCCUCUCUGCCCUCCCACGUUCUCACCCCCCGCCUCCCAACCUUCUCAUUACCCGCUACCAGGCUCACGCCAACUCGACUACCCACUACCCUUUGCCCCUUCCUCUCUGUUCCCCACCCUUCCUUUCCCACCUGGCUCCACCUGCCCACCCCCACCUCCCGUGGAAUUCUGCCCUGCCCUCCCCACCUCUGGCCCACCACCUGUCCCCACACCCUGCUCACCCACCGCUACACCACCCCCGCCCCCCCACCUCCACUACAGCCCGCCAACACUUCCCCUCUCAAUCGGCCCCCAGCCCGCCCCCCCCUUGGGCCCCAAUCCCCUCCAACUGUCAGGCCCCCUCUACCCUCUCUUCCACCCACUGCGCACCGCUUUCCCCACCCUUUUCCCCUUUCCCCAAGCUAACCCCCCGCACCCCGGCCUCUGCCAGGGAGUUCCUUCCCCCUUUGACGCCCUCUUGAGCCAACCCCAGCAACUCACACCGCCACCGCCAGGCAUGCUGCCUCUAGCCAGGGGGGAACUUGCAGCUGACACUGCACGGGAAGGGGUAAGUGAGUUUGUGUGUGAAGGAGCAGCAGAGGCUACAGAGGAUGGGGCAGCAAAGGCUGCACGGGAAGGGGCAAUGGGGGUUGUGGGGGAAGGGGCAGCAGAGGCUGCAGAGGAAAGGGCAGCAGAGGCUGCAAGGGAAGGGGCAGCAGCGGCUGCACGGGAAAGGGCGGCAGGGGCUGCACGGGAAGGGGCGGCAGGGACCGUGACUCUGGCCAGGCAAAGGGCAGAGGCCAUGGAGACAGGUUUUGCAGGAGUAGGGGCCACGGAACCUGCUGCUGUGUCGGCUGGGGGAACCGCAGCAGAGGAGGCUAUAGGGACCGCACCAGUCGAGGCUGCAAGGACUGCAGCAGGAGCGACAGAGGCCACAGCGGGGGCUGGUAUAGGGGGAGGUGCUACGGGUGCAGCGGGGAAGGGGGUAACGGGGACUGGUGCGAGGGAGAGUGCCGCCCCGGCUGUAGCAAGAGAGGGUACGGCAGGGGCCUCAAAGGCAGAAGGUGAGGCUGCAGCUGAAGCAGCAGGGAGGGCCAUAGCACGGCCAGUAGGGGCGGCAGGGGCCGCAGCAAACUCGGGGAAACACACAGCAGGGCCGGCAGGGCCGGCAGAGACUGCAAAAGGGGCUAGCAGUAAAGCGGCAGCAGGCGGGGUGGGCUUGGGGGACAUAGGGGCAACAGGGGAAGGAGAGGGGAGGGUGGUCCCGACCGGGGUGGGCACUGAAGAGGGGGAUGUGAUAGCGAUAGAGGAGGAUGAGGGAGAGGAUGUGAUGCACAUUGACGGGCCACUGGCCCAAUACCUCACGCUUGACGGUGAGGCCGACCCGGCCCCCCUGCAGCCUCACGUCGAGGUUCCCCCUCUACCCCCCAUGCCCGUCCCCAUGCUAGCAGAAGGACCGAUGGAGGGGCUGGGGGAGACCUUGAGGACAGAGCCGCGCGAGGGAGCCCCCAUCCUCACCUCCCGUCCUCCAGCCCACCAGCCCCCAGGAGCACCACUUCCCCACCCCCACCCUCAGGUCCCGGUAGUGUCCAGGGGGGCAGCCAAGGCCCUGGCCUUCUUGGCGGAGCCGUGCUCCCCGACCCCCACGCUGCUCCAUGGCCAGCCCCCCUCUCCGUCCCCAACGCCUGACCCCACGGUUGCAGGCGGUCCACCGGGAGAGCACGCGGCACACCUCUGCCCCCACCCUCAGGGGCUCCUUAGAGCACCACGUGGAGCAGCCAGGGCUCUGGUCUUCCUAGAGGAGCCAUGCUCCCCGACUCCUACCAACACCCAGCCACCCCUUACCGGCCCACUACCCCCUCCUCCACCAGGCCCCCCCCCCACCCGUCGCCGCACAGCCCCAACACGCCCACCCAACAGGCUGCCCUCCCCACACCACCCCCCCCAGGCAGCCGAGACCCACCCGCAAGGGCUUGCGCCCCAGGCUCAUGGGAGCGGCGGCACCCGGGUAGAGGGGCCCACAGGAGAGGCCACCACAGAGCCCACACAAAUCUCUCUCCCCCCACCGUUUGUACCUCGCUCUAACCUCCACACUGGCCCAGCCCCUCGACCCCCACCUCCAACCCCCUCUCCCGGCCGGGUUCCCCACGAGUGGCCCCGUUGGGCAGCCAUCACCCCCCACACACAGCUUGCCCGAUCUGUUCCCACGGAGGGGGAUGUUUCGAGGAGAGUGGGGAUGCACACAGAGCACCCCCUGCCUGGCGAACCACCCAUCCUCCCUCCACCCACCCCUUUGGCCCCACAGCCCCCCCUUCCUUCACAAACAGGCGCGGACAACCAGGUUGGCCGCCGGCGGAAGAACAGGGGCAGAGGAGGCAGAGGGUCAGCCCACGUACUCCCCCCUCCCUCCCUCCCCCACCAAGAGCCCCUCCCCACCUCACAUCCCGUUGAACAAUUACCAGGCCCUACCUCUACAGCCCGUCCACCAAACCUACACUCCCGCCCCGCUCCUGCACCUCCACAGGGCCAUGGGAGCGGACCAGCCCACUCACCCCCAUUCUGCCCCUCCCGUGCUGUGUCCCCCUCCCAGGUGGCGGCGGCCGCGAUCGCUACUGGGAGGGGGGCCGUCGGGUUGAGGGAUGCGCCCAUGGCAGACGCCACCGACUCCCCCUCCCAUCCCUCCCACCCCUUCCAUGUCGACGACCCCCUACCGCAACCCAUGGUGAUUGGGGAGGGCCAAGGGGGCCUUCUAGGGCAGGGUCCACACCCGAGCUCCGCUCAGCCAGCACGCCCCACUCCACCCUCUACCCUGCCAGCCCUCCUACUCUCACCUACAGGCAGGCAGGUCUUCGAGACCCCAGAGGAGGUGAGGGCUGGCAUUUCAGAUUUGCUGGCGAUACACCGCCUGAGCAGCUCUCCGGCUGCCCCCACCCUUCCAGUCCCACAGGACCGGACCCGGACGUAUGCGGAGGUCACCCGGUCUGUCCCUUCUUUUAUCCCCCCCGCCACUCAGCCAGGCGCGUCACUCCCGACCCCAAUGGAGACGGACCGGGGUCUGAGGCCGUGUCACUCGCACCUAGACGGGGUGGCGCCUCCCCCCGUUCAGCCCGUGGCGCAGGAGGUCACCAGCAGUAGGGAUGAGGCAUCCGCCCCUACCGAGACCCCUCCGCCUGGGGUAGCAGAGCCGUCACUUGAACCGCACCCCGCCGAGGGGCAGGAGCACACCACGGCACACACUUCAGGCUCACCUCCACGUCCCCCCUCCCCAGCUUCAACACCGGUGCCGGCACGAGGCCCGGCCCUAUCCUGUGCGACACCACCUCUAUCUUCGCUGACACCCCCCCCGCGCGGGGCUGGUGAGUCGUCUCCUCCCCUCAUCCCAGGCGAUCCUGUCGGAGCUCAGGCCGCCCACGGGGUCCCCUCUACAGCCAGUUCCGACGCCACGGCCCCGAUUGACCCCGCCGACACGGCGACAUCACCCGACCAGGUCGUGAGUUGCCCCACCUGCAGGAGCUCUCUCGCGAACCGACGCGCGCUCCAGCACCACAUUCCCUUCUGCCAUCCUGCGGACGCGGCUCGCAGGGCGCAGGCUGCCCAUGAUACCGCCUCGAUCAUCCCUUCCCUCUCACAGCCCCGUGCGACCGGGAUGCAGUUCACCGACGCACAGUGGCAGACGCUCGACUCGGUGGACUGGACAGAGUACUUCUCGCCCGAGCGUAUCCAUACACGCCCUCUCCGACGUGUCCCGGAGAGGGUCCGCGGAGGAUAUCUUGACGUCCUCAGUGCGAUCCUAGUCCGCAUUGCCCAGGACCCGGAGGCUGCUGGCCCUACCUUCCUCCUCGCUGCAGCGCCGACUCUUUUCCUUGUUCCAGCGACGCCACCCGACCGCUCGCACACGGCUGCCAUUGCAACGCGCAUCUCUCGCUUUGGUCGAGGUGAGUGGGCUGAGCUAGUCUCAGAUGCACUAGGCCGUCGCACACCCCUUCCUCGCCGCACAGGUCACCGGUCACGCACCGCCACCGAUCCCUCUGCAGCAGAUGAGCGCCGCAUUGCACGUUGCCUUCGUCUGGCAGCGUGCAAUGAGACCUCACGGGCGUGCGCGGCUCUCGAGUCCGCGGAGGCAGCCCCAGAUACACAGGGGACGAUACAGCGCCUGCAGUCGAAGCACCCCAACGCGGAGAGGCCGACCCCAGCUUGGCUGUCUGGCUUCCAGGGGUCCCCUCUCGUGCUCUCGGUGGAUCACUUACGCCGCGCGAUUUUCACAGCUCCGCGGGGCUCUUCGGGAGGACCGUCCGGUUGGGUCGCUGAGCACCUGCGAGACACUUUCCUAGCUUUCCCUCAGAGUCUCCAUUUCCUCCUGGCCGUGUACCAGCAGUGGCUCCGAGGCCGUUGCGCUCCAGCUGCGCGCUCCUUGCUAGCGUCCUCCACCCUCGUGGCUCUGGCGAAGUCGAACAUGGAUGUUCGGCCGAUUGCCAUCGGCGAGGUUUUGGUCCGCAUUCUUUCUCGGGCAGUUUGUCUCCAGCUACGUGACCAGAUGGCGAGGGUCUUCUUGGCAUCACAGCAGUUUGGGGUGGGGGUUACGUGCGGGACAGAGGUCGUAGUUAGAGGCGUCCGCCGCGCUCUGGCUGACCACCCAGACUGGGUGGUCCUGCAGCUAGACGUGGCGAAUGCCUUUAACUCUUUCCACCGAGACAGGAUGUUUCAGGCGCUGCAGGCCAGUCCGGAGUUUCAGUGUCUGAUCCCCUUCAUCGGCCUCUUCUACGGGACGCCCUCGGAUCUCCACUACAGGUCAGGCACGGGAGUGGUCACGAUGCACUCGGAGCGGGGCACUCGCCAGGGAGACCCUCUCAGCCCCUUCUUGUACGCUCUGACACAGCGUCUUGCUUUGGAGCCGGUUCUGGCGGAGGGGGAUGUCCAGCUCUGGUCGUACGCCGAUGACACGUACGUGCUAGGUCCCCCAGACAGGGUGCUGCACCAUUUUGCCGAGAUCGUGAGGCGCUUGGGCGAGAUGGGCCUUGCAGCCCAGCCGCACAAGUGCCUCGUCUACCAGACAGAGUCCUUUCUGUCCAGGGAUCUGGAGGCUUUCACGGGCCUAGGGAUCGAGGUCGCACGCCGAGGGCUCACCGUGACAGGCGUACCGGUAGGCACCGUUUCGUUCGUGGAGCAGAGUCUCCCGGAUCGUCUCGAGAGGAUGGGGCGGGUGCUACCUUGGCUUCCGAGGUUGCGCCAGCCCCAGACAGCUGCCCGCCUUCUUUCGGCGUGUGUCAGCACUCGUCCGCAGUACCUGUCGAGGACCGUCCCUCCUUCGCCCGCAGUGAUCUCCAGUUUUACACGGUGGGACGCACGCCUGGGAGAGACUUUUCAGCAGCUUUUAGCUUCAGGGACCUGGGCUUGUCGCGAGGACGUCCGAGAGGCCGCCCUAGACCAGAUCUUCCUCCCCAUCCGUCUCGGGGGUUUCGGCAUUCGUCGCAUGGCGCGCAUGGCCCCGGUGAGUUUCGUGUGCUCCUGGGUGCAGUGUGCACCCAUUCUCUGUUCUCUCCCUGCGUGUGGCGAGGUGUUUCGGCAGAGCUUCGCUUCAGGUGAGCCAGAGCAGAUCGACCGGGCUCUGCAGACGGCGCUAGAGGGUCUCCCUCCUGACGUUCUCUCUCUCCUUCCCCCCUGGCCCUCUUGCGCUUCUGCCUCCCCCGAUUCCCUUUUUGCAGGAGCGAGCCGUCUUCUGGAGGCGCAUGCCUUGGAGGCCGUGCGUGCCCGUCACACCUCUCCCUUGCACCUUGCCCGUUUGACUUCCCUUCAGGGCGGAGGUGCAGGAGCGUGGUUGACGUCGGUGCCGUACGCCGACCCACUGCGCAUCCCGGAGGCGCUGUGGCAGGCGGCUUCAUCUUCUCGUCUUGGUCUCCCUAUCCCCCAGUUAGCCCUUGCAGGUCAGUGCUCCUGCGGACAGGCGAUUGACGACAUGACGGUGCCUCAUCACGCGGUUCGGUGCCCGCGUUACGGGGUCGCCACUACCAUCCACGACACGGUGAAGUACAUGCUUCGAGACUUUGCGGUCGAGGCGGGCUUCGCGGUAAAGGUGGAGGACUCUACGCUGUUCACACAGUUGGAGGCGGCUCGAGCGAGACUACUGGGACAGCCAGUGGUGGGAGAGGGGACACGGGCUGAGGGACCGGGGGAGCGGAGAGGCGAGGCGGGACAGCCGGGUGGCGGGGGACAGUGGGGACGGCACCAGCUGCGGGGUCAGGUGGAGCGAGGGACAGGUGGGCAGAGGGGACGGCAGGGGGAGCAGACGGGCCAGGACGGGGAGGGGGGACGGCACAGGCAGCAGCAGGAGAGCCAGUGGAGGCCGCGGGCCCAGGGCGCCGCGCCUCCAGGUUCGGCCUCGGGGGCGGGGCAGGGGCGGGAGCAGCAGAGAGCGGACGGAGGUACAGGAGGGGCAGCGGGAUUGGGAGGGGAGGGCCAGGGAGUGAGAGAGGCAGCAGGGGAUGGAGCAGGGGGGUCGGGAGGUUUGGGGGAGGGUAGGGAGGGGGAGGGGAGAGGACAGGUGGAUGGAGGAGAGGAGAGGGGGAGAGAGACGAUCGGAGAGGGGGCACCAAGGGACCAGACAGGGCAGCAGCCAGCGCAACAGCAGGGACCAGUCGGACGCACAGGCCGUGUAGGCACCGCCUCCCGCAUUCCAGACCUCACCUGCCGCGACGUUGGCCAGGGUCUGAUGGUUCUUGUGGAUGUCUCCAUAGCGGAUCCACAGCGGGAGGGGAACGUGCAGCUGAGACGGGCGACCCCCACACAGAUUGGAGUGGCAGCAGCUAGGCGGGUGCAGGAGAAGCUGCGUCACUGGGGGCCGCACUUAGAGGGGCUGCAGCCGGCACCACACUUUUACGCGUGCGUGGCGGAGACCUUUGGCCUUCUGAGUGAGCCGCUGCGUCAGUUUCUGGGGCUCUGCGCAAAGAGGAUAGCACAGCGGAGGAGGGAUAGAGGUGGGGGGGAUGACGGAUCGGCACGGAUAUUUGAGGCAGGACUCACUACACGCCUCUCCGUUGCACUGCAGCGCGCGCAGGCUCAAUGCAUGAUCCAGCAUGCGGUGCGGCAGUUAGGGAGGUCCGACGACGGGUGGAUGCCCGCACCAGUCCCACUGGGCGCCACCCCGACCGUCUCCUCGACCAGCUUCUCCUACUACAUGCUCCCGAGCUUCGGCAUAACCCCCGCAGCCUACACGAUGCGCCUCGCAUACAACAGCUGCACCAACCUCACUGCCUCCUCUGCUCUAGACAUCAAGUCCUACUGCGACGUGGAGCGGGCGGUUGGGGGCGCGGGCGACUGCACUGAGAUCCGCCAGUACUACCAGCCGGGGUGUGUUGGAUCGUACAGCCUGUUUCCUGUCACGCCCGGGACCGCCUGUUUCUUGCCACGCCCGGGAGCGUCAUCAGCUCUGGGAGAAUUCUCAACUAUCCCGGGUACCCUUUCCGCUCCUUCGCCUGCUCUAUCACUGGUGAGCGCUUUUGUGUUGGUGGGUGCUGCUGUGUUGGUGCGUGCUGCAGGAUUGGACGUGUGCUGGUACGUGCGCUUGUACGUGCGCUGGUACGUGCGCUGGUACGUGCGCUGGUACGUGCGCUGGUACGUGCGCUGGUACGUGCGCUGGUACGUGCGCUGGUACGUGCGCUGGUACGUGCGCUGGUACGUGCGCUGGUACGUGCGCUGGUACGUGCGCUGGUACGUGCGCUGGUACGUGCGCUGGUACGUGCGCUGGUACGUGCGCUGGUACGUGCGCUGGUACGUGCGCUGGUACGUGCGCUGGUACGUGCGCUGGUACGUGCGCUGGUACGUGCGCUGGUACGUGCGCUGGUACGUGCGCUGGUACGUGCGCUGGUACGUGCGCUGGUACGUGCGCUGGUACGUGCGCUGGUACGUGUGCUGGUACGUGCGCUGGUACGUGCGCUGGUACGUGCGCUGGUACGUGCGCUGGUACGUGCGCUGGUACGUGCGCUGGUACGUGCGCUGGUACGUGCGCUGGUACGUGCGCUGGUACGUGCGCUGGUAUGUGCGCUGGUACGUGCGCUGGUACGUGCGCUGGUACGUGCGCUGGUACGUGCGCUGGUACGUGCGCUGGUACGUGCGCUGGUACGUGCGCUGGCAUGUGCUACUGUUCUGCCCUGCAGGGGCCACGUGCACUGUUGCUUUCGGCUUCAUUCCAUAUUGCAUCUGCCCUCCCGGCUAUGGCAUGACCAGCACUGGCUGCAUCAACGGCGCCACCCCCACUGUCUCCUCCACCAGCAUCACCUUCUACGAUCAGCCAAGCUACACCAUCACGCCCACCACCUUCACCAUGCGCCUCGAAUUCAACACCUGCACCACCAUCCCUGCUUCAGCUGCCUCUAAAGUCUGGUCCACUUGGCGGCUAGAUGGGGCUCCUGGAGGGGUGGGGGAGUGUGUGAGUUUGAACCAGUAUGAGCGGGAGGGGUGCGUUGGAACGUACACAUCGUCUCCCAGUGCUUCGGACGGAACCAGCAUGAUUGGCCUGGGUUUCACGUGA